This is a messenger RNA of Vicia faba (fava bean), 318 nucleotides long. The record is from the annotation of a GenBank genome assembly. NCBI's taxonomy places the organism in Eukaryota, Viridiplantae, Streptophyta, Magnoliopsida, Fabales, Fabaceae.
AUGGAGACGAGGAUUCCCGCAAGAGAAGUAACGGCAACGAAGGUGUUAGUGAUAGAGAAUGCAACAGAGGGUGUCUCAUCUCCUUCUGGCUGUUCCGGUGCAUCCCCUCCUGGGCCUGAUGUUGGGCCGUUUGAGUCUGGUGCUGGUGGAGAAGAAGUGGUUGCAGGAGAAGGUGUUGGUGAUGGAGCUGGUGCUGAAUUGGGUGAUAAUGAUUGUGUGGGUGCAGGUGCAGGAGCUUCUUGUGCCAUGCAUGAAGUAGCCAAAAGCCCCAAUAUAACAAACACUUUGAUUGCAACAAAACAAUCCAUGUUCUUUUGA